Molecule: messenger RNA, 1241 nt
Organism: Perognathus longimembris pacificus (Pacific pocket mouse)
Lineage: Eukaryota; Metazoa; Chordata; Mammalia; Rodentia; Heteromyidae
Product: mamu class II histocompatibility antigen, DR alpha chain
Exons: 5
Coding region: 71-835 (254 amino acids)
Biological process (GO): antigen processing and presentation of exogenous peptide antigen via MHC class II; peptide antigen assembly with MHC class II protein complex; immune response
Cellular component (GO): MHC class II protein complex; membrane
Molecular function (GO): MHC class II protein complex binding
Source: RefSeq, a predicted model, not a curated record
UUUUUUGGUUCUUUUCUUGUCUGUCUUGCUUGAGAGCUCUACCCGUCCUCAUCAAAACACCCAAGAAGAAAUGUCCCUAAAUCGAGUCCUGAUGUUAGAAUUUUUCUUCAUGGCUGUCCUGAUGAGCCCUCAGGAGUCAUGGGCUAUCAAAGAGGAACAUAAGCUCAUCCAGGCGGAGUUCUAUCUGUCCCCUGAUAAAGUAGGAGAAUUUAUGUUUGACUUUGAUGGCGAUGAGAUUUUUCACGUGGAUAUGGAAAAGAAAGAGACAGUCUGGAGGCUCAAAGAAUUCGGACAAUUUGCCAGUUUUGAAGCUCAGGGUGCCUUGGACAACAUAGCUGUGGACAAAGCCAACCUGGACAUCAUGAUUAAGCGCUCCAACCACACUCCAGAUGCCAAUGUGCCUCCAGAGGUGGCCGUGCUGACCAGCAGCCCUGCAGAACUAGGCGAGCCCAACAUCCUCAUCUGUUUCGUCGACAAGUUCUCCCCACCAGUGGUUACAGUCACCUGGCUGAAAAAUGGCAAACCCGUCACCACAGGCGUGUCAGAGACAGUUUUCCUGCCCAGGGAAGACCACCUUUUCCGUAAAUUCCACUACUUGCCCUUCCUGCCCUCCACAGAGGAUGUUUAUGACUGCAAGGUGGAACACUGGGGCCUGGAUAAACCUGUCCUCAAGCACUGGGAGUUUGAUGAGCAAGCUCCCCUCCCGGAAACUACAGAGAAUGUGGUGUGUGCCCUGGGCCUGAUAGUGGGUCUGGUGUGCAUCAUCGUUGGGGCCAUUCUUAUCAUGAAGGGUAUGCACAAAGGCAAUAGCGCACAACGCCGAGGACCUCUGUGAGACCUAUGGAGGUAAUAGCCUAUCUUAGAAGUUCAGUGAAGAAAUUUCUGCUUUCAAAGUUUUCCUAAGCUGACAAACUUUCAAUUGUUCACAUCACUGAACUCACCAUUUCCCAGCCCUAAACAUCAAGAAUAGAGAUGUCUUCCCCAGUCUCCUGCUAGCAUAACACAGAAGCGGUGCCUGCCCACCUCCCCUGCCCUGCCUGCCCACCUCCCCUGCCCUGCCUGCCUUCCCUCGGUUUCCUUUCACCUUACCAUGCCAUGUAAUUCCUCUGUGAUAAAUUCCAUAGGGUUCUGUCUCCGCUAUGGAACUUGCUGAGCUUGCCUGGAGAAAAAACUUCCAUGUCCUUCCUGCCUGAGGGUCUCUGAGUUGUGAUUUGUCUACCUACAAUAAACGUUUUUUGGUG